Messenger RNA from Kockovaella imperatae, 3792 nucleotides. Its product is annotated as Non-repetitive/WGA-negative nucleoporin C-terminal-domain-containing protein. Gene Ontology annotation, molecular function: structural constituent of nuclear pore. The transcript is spliced from 20 exons. The coding region runs from base 1 to 3792 and encodes 1263 amino acids. Lineage: Eukaryota; Fungi; Basidiomycota; Tremellomycetes; Tremellales; Cuniculitremaceae. Gene Ontology annotation, biological process: protein import into nucleus; RNA export from nucleus; protein localization to nuclear inner membrane. Gene Ontology annotation, cellular component: nuclear pore; nuclear pore inner ring. The record is from RefSeq and is a predicted model, not a curated record.
AUGCAGCACACGCAGGGUCAAGGAUCUUGGGGCGUUCAGAACGGUCAAAGGUCAUAUGGGACUGUUGGAUACAACUCGUAUUCGUCAUCAUCCAAUCUGCUCGGUACGAGUCUGGGACCUCAGCCUCUGGACGAAUAUAGAGCUGGUGAUGAUCCCAUCUAUGGACCUUUGUCCAAGGCGAGGACAAAGGUAGAGAGAGGGUAUACUGCAGAUUCCGAGAUCAGUCCAGACUUGAUGGACAUUAUUACACAGCCAAGUGAGUUCAGCUACGAAAGACCCUAUGUGGAUCUUCCCAGUCCGGCUGCUGCGUUCCGUCCCAUGAAGAUCACUCGAAACAUUCCCCUCCCCGAUGCACUCCAUCAGGAGCUCAACUACAAGCAUCUAACCGCCCGGAUGGGCCUAUUUGAGGAAAUCGACCGAGCAUGGUUCGCAAUCGAUAACCGCUUGUUUCUCUGGGACUACACCGAUGGACGGGACUUCAAUCGAUAUGAUGAGCAAGCGGAUACCAUCGUCUCCGUCGGAUUGGUCAAAGCGAGAAAGGAUGUCUUCGUUGACGACAUCACACACGUCCUCAUUAUCUGCACAGCCUCCAAAGUCACACUGAUCGGCGUCUCACGACCUUCUUCUCGCGAGCUCAAUCUUUAUGCUACGAAUUUGACCGCAGACCUGCCUACCGCCAUGCUUCAGAUCAGCGGGACAAACCAUGGCAGAGUGUUCUUGAGAGGGGAGAACAAGGACCUGUACGAGCUGGACUAUACCACAGAUUCUUCAUGGCUCUUCGGUAGUGGAGCCAAGGUUCGAGUAACCAACAAGACUGCGACGGGCAUGGGUUACAUCUUGCCAUCGGUAUUUGGAUCAGGAGGCAAAGAAGGCGUAGAGAACUUUGCUCUCGAUCCUGUCGCCAACCGGCUGUUCACAUACCAUACCAAAGGGGAGAUAGAGUGGAUAGACGUUAGCGGUACAGACUAUAUCACCCGGGGCAGGUACAACCGCCUACUCGCCGACUUCCAAGCCGAAUACGCGCGACUCAAUUCGAAUUCUCGUCCUGAUUCCACUGUGUUCAAAGUCAUCUCGAUGGCUCCGGUCGGCAUACACGAGAGUCCAAGGUUGGGACUAGUAGUCUUCGCUUCGAACGGCUGGCGUGCGUAUUUCAACCUACAAUACUUCGGAAGCACGCCAAUUCUGCGCAGACCUCCUCCUGUUCAGAAUUUGAAAUUAGAGCAAUCGACAUUCUACUCGUCCGGGACGGUCUUUGCUGUCCAAACGGAUACAUCUCAGCCAACUCCAACCAGUAUUCUCCACAUGAUCACGCCUCAUACUGGCCGUCUGGCAGCUGCGAAAGAGAACGGUUUCCAGGAUCCAUCGGCUGCCAAUAUGGCCGAAUGGCAUACCUCGGAACAAGUUGCAAGCUCUAUAUGGACCAUCGCGGAGACUCCAAAGACAGACCCUGCGAAUCUGCCCUCGACACUGAGAAAGUCCAACAGUCUCGCGCUGGCCCCUCUGGCUCGGCAAGCCAACGUAGAGUCUAGAAGCUUUAUCAUCCUGUCUACUGGGGGCAUAUUCUUUGCGGUACAAAGUAGACCACUAGACAUGUUGUCGGCGGGGUUGGAGACGGAACGAGACGCAGCGGAAGUAGUCGGCGCAAACUUUGGUCGAGUCCAGCUAGCCGCUAUGAGCAUCACGCUCGGCGCCAAGACAAGCAUCAAGAACCAGGAUCUCACCUCGGCCCUUUCACAUAUCAUGCACAACGCUCAAGCUCCUCAAGUUAUCAACGGAGCGAAUGGCAAAUCGAUCCUCUACUCUCCACGACAUGAUGGACUGGCUCUGACGUUGGCAAGAUUUCUGCGACCGAUCUGGGACUCCAAAGUGACGCUCUCGACUGCCGCGACUGCUUCUGCGCCUAGUCGUCAGGUUCUAGGAUGCGGGGAGUCAGUGCUUCUGGACGUUCAAGCAAAGUUGGAGCAAUUACGUCAAUACACUAACGACAACCCGUUUCCCCGUAUGCAGGCUGAAGGUGAUAUCAAACUCGCUUGGGAUCAGGAAGAGUCAUCUGUGGAAGCGCUCAAAAAACUGCUCAACCAGGCCAUAGAGGCCAUUUCAUUCAUCCUAUUGUUGAACGAUUACAGGAUAUCAGAAAUCAUAGCGAGGCGAUGCAGGUGUGAUGGACCUUUGCAGUCGUCUCUUAGCAAUCUCCUUUGGAGAGACUUGGUCUGCAGUAUCAACGGAAAGGACAUUGCGAAGAAAUUGGUGACUGCUUUGAUCGAGCAACAGAUUGGUCAAGAGCUUGGCAUCGACACGUUGAGUGAGAUCUUGCAACAGCGAUGCGGGACAUUUGUCCAGCCCGGCGAUGUGGUGCUAUACAAGGCGGAAGAGAGCAUGCGUCGUGCUGAGGGAUCCAGGGAUCCAUCGGAGCGGUCAGACUCCUUAGGAGAAGCCGUUCGACUCUUAUCUCGUGCUGGGUCAGCCAUAUUCCCGCGCAUCGGCGAGAUCACCAAGCGCAUGCGUUCCUUGCAGUAUGCGCCUGGCGCUAUCGAACUCGGACUAAAUUGUGCGUCGAAUUUGGACCCUCAAGAUCGCGCUCUCGACUACGUCCACGAUGGCAGACAUCCUCAAGAUGCCCGGAAGCAAUUCUUUGAGCAACGGAUGGAGUGCUACGCUUGUGUCAUUGAGACAUUGGCGAUGUACGACGAAGCUCUAAACCAGGCUAUCAACGAUGUCGACGCUGCUGAGGCGAAACGGGACGACGCGUACUCUUUGGCCAUUAAUUCCGACGACGAGCUGUUCCACUUUUACCUUUAUGACUGGCAGGUCGCUACCAACCGCCAAGAACAGCUUCUCGAGUAUGCCACACCAUUCAUCGAGAAAUACCUGCAAGAAACCAGCAGCGAUAUAGAGGAUCGCAGAGAUCUGCUUUGGAAAUUCUACGCGCGAAGUGGGGAGUAUUUGCUUGCGGCGAAAGCACUGCACGAGCUGGCCGUACGACAGAGCCCUAUGACCUUGACGGACCGCGUGUACUACCUCGCUCAAUCACUCACUUCUGCUAAAUCUGCCGCUUCGGUUGGAGCGGACGAUGUUGAAUUCAUCAGCUCUGUGCAAGAACGUUUGGAAGUCGCUCAAGUGCAGCAGGAGGUCGGCCGGGGUAUCGAAGGGCAUCCCGAUAUGACCAGAGUGGAAAAGGAUGAGGUGCUUGCAAAGCUCAACACCAAUCUUCUUGGAUUAGACGAGCUGUAUCAAAACUUUGCGAGACCUUUUCGAUUAUACGAGCCGAUCCUCUUGAUUCUCAAGACGGCAGAUACGCGAGUUGACGACGUAUGCGAAGCGGUUUGGAGACAACUGUUGCAGAACGCCGCGAUUGGUCCGACGCCGCACGCUGCGAUGGGUGAAAAGGUAGUGGAGCUAUUUAGGCGAUACUUCCCGUCUGAGGCGGCGCCACUGGAAGACAUUGUCAUCGGUGUAGUGUACAGCGAAGCCUUGCUACUGGGAUCAUCGGCUGAAGAGGGAUGGAUAACACGAGCCAUGUUGGAAGGUGGUGUGCCAAUGAGGGAGUGCUGGGAAGUUGUCAUGAUCUCUCACGAUCAGGCCGAGACGGACGAAGAGCGAGAAUUUUACGCUGAAGAGGCCGGAGUCUUGGCUGAUCUCUGGGUUCACGAAAGAGAUUCUAUACAUUUAGCCGAGGUGGAGAGGUUCGUCUCGGCAUAUCUGCUCCGAACACAAGCUGCUCAAAUGGACGAUAGGAAACGAAGGACGAAAGAGAUGAUGAAUCGGGCAAAGGCAGUCAUCGGGAGAUGGUGA